This is a messenger RNA of Elaeis guineensis (African oil palm), 2545 nucleotides long. RefSeq lists its product as uncharacterized. Gene Ontology annotation, biological process: intracellular signal transduction. Lineage: Eukaryota; Viridiplantae; Streptophyta; Magnoliopsida; Arecales; Arecaceae. The record is from RefSeq and is a predicted model, not a curated record.
GCAUUAAUGACCUCCGUCGAAGAACCUUCCCGGCUUCCCACGCAAUACAUAACGGAUAACGAGUACUGAAGGCUGAGUAAACGUCUGACCACUUCCGCUUGCUUGAACGCUUCUCUAGAGCUUCAAAACCAAAUCACUUCCCUUCCGCUUCUUUCCAUCAAAUAAAAACGCUCUCUUCUUCUUUACUCUCCACUCUUUCGUCUCCGAACACUUUGUUUCCUUUCUGAAACCUUCGCGUUUCUUUUCUUAUUUUUUUUGUUUUUUUCAAUUAUAUCUCUUAGUCCGGGUAUUAAUGGGGGAGGAGGGACUGGUGGAUAUCCCUCUCUCGGUUGAAUCCCACCCCAGCGAACACGGCAAGGAAAUCGACCUCGAUGAAAAGCACCCGUAUAUGGGAGCCGCCGCCAGUAUCCCACAGGAAAAGAAAGAUUCUGCCGGCGAUGAAGGUGAUCAAUACAACUCGGAAUCUCCGACGCAAGAUUCCGGCGAAAAAAUCACCGAUCAAGCCGAUAACGGCGAAGAUUCCGAGAGGAAGCUCGCUGGAGAUGAUCAAAUCGAUAUCUUUGGGCAGUGGAGUCAGAAGAUCUUCUGCCCGCCUUCCCCCUUCCCGCAACCGGCACCGCCGCCGGGGCUUGCGACCCCUCGGCCCAACGCGCCGGAGGAGUUUCACCUCUCCGAUCUCAAGGUGAUCGUGCAGCCAAAAGAGGAACUUGACGAUAAGGAUGUCCCGAUCGACGGCCAGGGUCGUCGGGAAAUCAAGGGGUGGGUAGCCUUCUUCUCGCGAUCCAGCUGCCGCGACUGCGGGGCCGUCCGAUCGUUCCUACGGGAGAAAUCUCUACCUUAUAUUGAGAUCAACAUCGACGUCUUCCCAUCAAGAGAGAAGGAGCUGAUCCAACGGACGGGAAGCGCCGCGGUGCCUAAGAUCUUCGUGAACGAGAAGCUGUUGGGCGGGCUGGAAGCCCUGAACGCGCUGCGGAAUAGCGGGGAGUUCGAUCGGACGGUGAGGGAGAUGGCCAGGGAGCGGUGCCCGGAGACGGCGCCGAGGGCGCCUAUCUUCGGAUUGGACGACGAGGAUGUGUUGGCGGGGCGAGAACGGACGGACGAGAUGGCGGAGAUCGUGAGGGUUUUGAGGCAGAAGGUGGCUAUUAGCGAUCGAUUGGUUAAGAUCACUUUCGUCAAGAAAUGUUUCGCGGGAAGCGAAUUGGUGGAGGCGAUUAUCCACCACCUCGAUUGUGGCCGGAAAAAGGGUGUCGAAGUUGCUAAAAAGCUUGCAAGCAAACAUUUCAUCCACCACAUAUUCCGAGAGAACGAGUUUGAAGAUGCAAACCAUCAAUUUUAUCGUUUUCUUGAGCAUGAUCCCAUUAUCCCCAAAUGCUUCAAUUUUAGAGGCUCUACCAAUGACAAUGAGCCUAAGCCAGUUACUGAAGUGGCAUGUAGGCUCACCAAACUGAUGACUGCUAUACUAGAGGCCUAUGCCUCUGAUGAUAGGCGCCAUCUUGAUUAUGCCCGCAUCAGUGUGAGUGAGGAAUUCAGAAGAUAUGUGAAUGUGGUCCAAGACCUGCAACGAGUUGAUGUCUUUACCCUGUCGGGGAAUGAGAAAUUGACCUUCUUCAUGAACUUGUACAAUGCCAUGAUCAUCCAUGCCAUUGUUAGGGUCAACCGGCAGGGCAUUAUUGACAGGAGGUCUGCCUUCUUCAGUGACUUCCACUAUAUGAUUGGUGGCAGUCCCUACUCUCUCUCUUCGAUCAAAGAUGGAAUCCUAAGAUCAAACAGGCGGCAACCUUACUCAAUUAGCAAGCCAUUUAGCACCGGAGACCCGCGCUUGGAGUUGGUACCACCAAAACCGAACCUCUUGAUCCACUUCGGAUUGUGUGAUGGGACACGGUCAAGCCCUAUUGUGCGAUUCUUCUCUACCCAAGGGAUUGAAGCAGAACUGAGACAUGCUGCAAGGGAGUUCUUCCAUGGUGGUGAAGCAGAGGUGGAUUUGGAGAACAGAAUUGUUCGUCUUACAGGCAUCAUCAAAUGGUACAGUGUUGAUUUUGGACAAGAUAAAGAGAUCUUGAAGUGGAUCUUGGAUUACCUGGAUGCAAGUAAAGCAGGUUUAUUGAUGCAUCUCUUGAAUGAUGGAGGCCCUAUCAAGAUAGUCUACAAGAAAUAUGAUUGGUCUUUGUACUACUAAAGUGGUCUCUGUUGGCUAUAGAUAGAAUGAUUGGCAACAUCAGAUGCGAGUGAUUUUGUAAUAGGUUGUCAGUAUUAAAGUGAUAUGACAAAGGUUUUUAAAAAGGUUAUUCUCAGAGGACAUUUACAGCAAGUAGUACAGUCAGAUGCUUGUAGAUGACGCCUAUAGAAAAACAGAGGUUAGAGAGAAGAAAACCAUGUAACCUUCAUUGUAACUACCAAAGAGAAUGUGCGAAUGCACAUAGGGAUAUUCGUAUCAUUGUUAAUGUUUUUGUUAUUGUUUGUUAUUUAGAGAGAGAGAGGGAGAGAGUAGUCAAUCUUGCGAAAAGGCAUUUUACAGUAUUCAAAUUUGCUGUUUACAGGAUUAUCA